Botrytis fragariae is the source of this 420-nucleotide messenger RNA. RefSeq lists its product as uncharacterized. Gene Ontology annotation, cellular component: membrane. NCBI's taxonomy places the organism in Eukaryota, Fungi, Ascomycota, Leotiomycetes, Helotiales, Sclerotiniaceae. The coding region runs from base 1 to 420 and encodes 139 amino acids. The transcript has 2 exons. The record is from RefSeq and is a predicted model, not a curated record.
AUGGCUAUCGCAGGCGUGGGUGCCGACUGUCUCCUCAACACUAUCCUUUUCCUCCUUGGUGUUAUUCCCGGCCACAUCCACGGUUUCUACAUAACCUGCACCUAUUUCUCUAGAAAGAGUAAAGUUCGAAAGGGACAGUAUCCAGGCGGACCGAAAAUGGGUAUUUAUAGCGAGAGAGUUUGGUAUGGGGGUGCCAGCUCAAGACGCAUAGACGAAUUGUGGGAGAAAAGGGAGAGUGAGAGGGUGGAAAAAUUGGAGAAAAAAGGGAGAGGAUCUAUGGGAAGAAAGAGUCAAAAUGGGAAAAACAAUGGGAGAAGUGAGGUGCUGAGAAUGCAUAGUGAUGUGGGAGUGGAGAGGAUGCAUUCAAGUGCUGGUAGAGGAGGUGGCAGAGGAAUGGAGAGGAGUACGACUAUGGCGUAG